CUCUGCGGCUGGGUAAAGGCGCUUGGCUCGUCCAGUCAUAUGACUGGCUGGUGGUGCCUCCAUUGCUGCUGCUGGCUUGGGAAUACAGGGAGGUGUCGGCUCGGGCACUCGCUGUACCUUUUCGCCCCUUCGGGUGGCUGGGCUGCAUCUGCCAGGGAUGCUGCUCCAAGCUCUGCAGCAGCUCCGGACUGAGCGGCUUGGCGUGUGUCCUGACUACACCCUCAUGCUUCCCUACGGGGGAUAGGCUACACUAGCAGCAGCAUGGCUCCGACGCUGCUUCAGAAGCUGUUCAACAAAAGGGGCGGCGGCGGCGGCAGUAGUAGUAGCAGCAACAACAACUCGGGUUCUCCUUCUGGUAGAGCGUCCAAGGAAGGGCCGGCGAUCAGCUGGACCUGUUCAGGGUUUGACCUGAAUGAAAUUCGCUUGAUAGUAUAUCAAGACUGUGAGAGGAGGGGCAGACAGGUCUUAUUUGACUCCACAGCAGUCCGCAAGAUUGAUGAGGCAACUCUUCAGGAUGCCUCUGGAAAGACAUUUGGCAAGUGUGGUCAAACAAACAAUGGGACCAAUGCUAUUUCUUCCUGCAGCCCUACUGUAGACAGCAAACAGCAUGCAAAGGGGGACCUUCCAAAGUACCAGUAUACUAGGCCAGCUUCUGAUGUCAACAUGUUGGGAGAGAUGAUGUUUGGUUCAGUGGCAAUGAGUUACAAAGGCUCCACACUGAAAAUCCACUAUAUACGUUCUCCUCCACAGCUUAUGAUGAGUAAAGUAUUCUCUGCUAGAGUGGGCAGUUUUUGUGGAAGUACAAAUAGUUUGCAAGGCAGCUUUGAAUAUAUCAACCAAGAUCCUAAUGGAACCAGACUGCAAUCUAAUCCAAAUAGUUUGGGCCCUUGUCGUAAUGGAAAUAAUCUAGGUGUGUUACAGCUGUGUAGCAACAAACUGCUGCAUGGUGUGUCUGAAGGGGGGCCACUCCGGCUCAUCCGGAGUGCUUCUUUCUUUUCAGCACAUAGUACGCCUGUUGACAUGCCUAGCAGGGGUCAGAAUGAAGACAGAGACAGUGGCAUUGCUCGAUCAGCAUCUUUGAGCAGUCUCUUGAUGGCUCCUCUGCCAUCUCCAAGUUCCUCUUCCAGUAGCUACCAGCGCCGCUGGCUCCGAAGUCAAACAACAAGUUUGGAAAAUGGCAUUAUUCCAAGGUGGUCAACAGAAGAGACAUUCAACAUGGCAGAUGAAAGCUGUGGCCUCAACCCUGCAAUGAUUCGAAGAAAAAAGAUAGCUCUCAGCAUCAUUUUCUCUCUGCCAGAAAAGGAAGUGGCCCAGAGGGAUUUCCAGGAUUUCUUCUUUUCUCACUUUCCUUUAUUUGAAUCCCAUAUGAGCAAGCUGAAGAGCGCAAUUGAAAUGGCUAUGAUCUCCUGUAGAAAAAUAGCAGAAACUAGUCAAAGAGUUCAAGUUUACAUCAGCCGUGUCAUGGAUGCCCUGAGUGAAUUCAGAGUUACAGUCUGGAAUUUGUAUUCAGUUCCAAGGAUCACAGAACCUGUGUGGCUCACUAUGAUGUCUGGUGCUUCAGAAAAGAGCCAGUUAUGCCAGCACUUCCUUAAGGAAUUCACUGUUCUGAUAGAACAGACCAGCAAAAACCAGUUCUUAGCUGCUUUGUUAACCGCGGUGCUGACAUAUCACCUAGCCUGGGUCCCUACUGUGAUGCCAGUUGACCAUCCCCCCAUCAAGGCCUUCUCUGAGAAACGUGCUUCUCAGUCUGUGAACAUGCUGGGGAAAUCACAUCCUUACAAUCCACUUUGGGCACAACUUGGUGACUUGUAUGGUGCUAUAGGGUCUCCUGUCAGGAUGACACGAACUGUGGUGGUUGGGAAACAUAAGGAUUUGAUUCAGCGCAUACUCUAUGUUCUCACCUAUUUCUUACGGUGCUCUGAGCUACAAGAUGACCAACUGACCUUGAACGGGAACAUCUGUGAAGAAGAACAGUCUGUGAAUGGUUGUAAGAUCACAACAGCUCUGGAAAAGGGAGACAUUGAGGAAUCGGAUUAUGUGGUAGUCACUGUUAAGAAGGAACCUGCUCUCAUGCCUCCUCUUCUGCCUCAGAAGACUACAAGUCAUUCCCCUGUGAGAUACGAGAGCUGCACUGAGCCUGAAGGCUUGAAGGAAAAGCAUGAAGGGAUGAAUGUGGAGCAGAGUUCUGAGGUAUCUUCCCAUUUGGCCAAAAUAGGCUCUCCUAAAGAAACCACUGAAGAGGUUAACAAAGGUAAAACUGUGGCCAGUUCAGAAGCUUUAUUUGUAGAGCAAGCUAAAUUGGAGAACUUAACCAUAGAAAUAAAUGAUGGCAACCACCGCAAGGAAAGGGGACAGCUGCUCAGCAAUUCAUCUUCUGCACAGUUUCCUGUGAGGGCUAACCAGAGAUGGCCUCAGUCUGAAAAAGUGACCUUUCAGAUUGGAAGCUCCACCUCACCAGAGUCUGAUGUAGAAAUCCAAAGAAAGAUGAGUGAAUCUCUGGGGAAACUCAGGAGUAAAAGCAAAUCCCCAUGCUUGGUGCCAGAUAUUUUGCGUACAACUGCCCAAGCUCAACGAGAAAAAUCUGACUUCUCUUAUAAGCCACGUUCUAGGCAGAAAGUGAAUAAAACACGGAUGCCAACUGCAUCUCGGGUAUCAGGUCAGCCGUCUGUCCCUUCUGACAGCAAAAGCAAAACCAUACAUUCAGGAAAACUGGAGGAAGCUAAAAGUACAUGUUGUGAAAACCUAGCAAGUGGUUGUCUUGACUGUGAUGCAAAGAGUUCUACUGAUGGGCAUGUUUCUGACCAAGAGGUUAUUGAGGAUGUCCUCUGUGGGGAUACUGGAAGGAAACACCCUUUCAGAAUGGAAGAGAGUAUUCCUAGAAACGAGAGCUCGGACAGUGCCCUGGGAGAGAGUGAUGACGAAGGCAGUGCAUGUAGUCCAGAUGUACAACCUCAGAGCUUGAUCACCAAUAGGCCUGAGGAGCUCUCAGAAGUGGAACUUGUUUUGCCAAGAUCCAACACAAUCAGCAAUCAAAAUGUGAGACAUUUUGGACGAUCGCUUCUGGGGGGCUAUUGUGCUUCAUAUAUUCCUGAUCUUGUAUUACAUGGAAUAAGUAAUGAUGAACAACUCAAGCUUCGUUUACCAGCUGAUUUGUGUCAUUCAGUAAAUCAUCCAGUACUAGAUGAGCCCAUCGCAGAAGCUGUUUGCAUUAUUGCUGAUACAGAUAAAUGGACUGUGCAGGUGGCCACAAGCCAGAGAAAAAUAAUGGACAAUAUGAAGCUAGGCAAGGAUGUCCUGGUCUCCAGCCAAGUGUCCUCUUUGCUGCAAUCCAUUUUACAGCUUUAUAAACUUAACCUUCCUGCCGACUUUUGCAUAAUGCAUCUUGAGGACCGGCUACAGGAAAUGUACCUCAAAAGCACAAUGCUGUCAAAAUAUUUACGAGGUCAUACACGAGUUCAUGUGAAAGAGCUUGGAGUGGUGUUGGGGAUUGAAUCCAAUGACUUGCCUCUGCUGGCAGCUAUAGCGAGUACUCAUUCUCCAUAUGUUGCUCAAAUACUCCUUUAAGCUAUCAUCUUGAAGGAAAAGCACCCCCCUCCAGCAAAAUGAAAAGACUUGGGGCACGAAACAGAUGCCAAGCAUGAAGAGGUGGCAAAUGGAGGCCAGCACUGCAUUCUGUUGCGUAUCCAUUUCUGCAUUUUGUCUGGAUGCUUACCAGUGGGAUUUCAGUUUACAUAAUGUAAAAGACAUUCAGGGUUUUUAUAUUCUUUGUGGAGUAAGCUAAUCAAGAAUGCAUCUUGGUAUUUUAAUGGACAAAAGGAUUAAACACUACUGAAACAGAACUAUCAACAGAACUAUCCAAGUAUGAUUUUCCUAUUAUUGCACUCGUCAGUGUCUUGUUCUUUUGAAUUUUUCAAAUGGGAAGCUGUUAGCCUAAGCAUUCCUGUGCUCUGUUUGGAUGGGACGUGAUGAUUUGGAGCAUGUAUGCAUGUGCUUUUGUGUUAUACUACUGGCCUUCCUUGGAACAAGAGAUUCAGCAUUUGGAGGAACUAAUUAGUCAUGCAGUUGGCUAAUUCAUAAAACAGACAAAAGAAGUGGCCAGAACUGACACUUCAUUGGAUGGUGUUGCUGGAAAAGGACAUUCUGGAUGUACACAAUCCUGCAUCACUUUUGUAUAAAAAUGGCCUUUUGAAAGUGGGGGAUGCUUGUGGAGCCUGGCAUAAUUUCUGUGGCCAACUUGUCCUGAUGCAACUGCUUUGAAUUCCAGUUUCCUAGUGUUAUUAAAAUGUAGAUCAAGCAUCCUACUUUCAUCUUGUAUGGGUUUGAAACAAAAGAACCAAUAUGACAAACUUGGCAUAAAUCCUGGCAGAUUUAUUUUAAAGCAUAACUGCUUCAUUGCCCUGUGAAUAGGUGAUCACUCUUUAGCUGCACUUGAAGCAGAAACAGCUUGUUAAGUGAAUAAAUGGAAUGUACAGACAAAACCCCAGCAAGGGUAUUGAGGGUGGCCAUAGAAACAGUGGCAGCAGCAGUUUAUUAUGACUAAGUAUUCAAAGCGAUCCCACAGAAUGUUUUGCACUAGCCUUUCAGUGCCUUCAAUCUUGUAUGUCUUAAUCAGAAGUUUCUCAUUCAGAAUUAAAUUAGAAAUUAAUCAUAUCCACCUCAUUUUCUGGAUUGUUGUGCAACUGCAUCAGUCAUGUAUUUCAAGCAUAAGUUUUUAUUUUCAAGAGGUUCAGUAUAAAUGCUAGCCUUUUAACAUCAAGAACGCAAAUUACUAGAAUAAAGAAGAGCAAAGCCUCAUGAAAAAGCCCCCAAUCAGCACUGUGCUUAAGUUGUGCAGUUGUCCCAGUAUAUGAAAAUGAAAAUGUUACAUGGAAGUAGAAAAGACAUAUAUUACAACCACAAUGGUGCCAGCAGUUCGAUGCCAUAUCUUCUAAAUACCAGUUUGCUAAUGUAACAUUUUUUUGUUCAAGGCUUGUCACAGUUUUGUCUCCUUCCUCUUUCAUUCUUGUCUUAUUUUGUGACAAUACUUAAUCAUACAGACCCAGUUUCAGGCAUCACUGUUACAGAUACCAGUGUGUAUCCAUAGCAGCAUUGUUUCCCCUGCAUGCCCUGCAAUUCUUCUUGUCAUAAAUUAGCUUCAAAAAUCAAUUUCACUCAGACUUUAUUGUUCUAAACUGAAACAGGCUCCAUUUUUGCAGGAAGGGUCCACACUGGCUUUAAAAUGCCUGCUGUUUUCUCAUAUUAAGGUCAAGGGAUGAAAUAUCUUGGCAGUCUUUAUUACCUUGUACACAUUUUGUGAGCGCAUGUCUUUCCUGUAAAUGUUUCUUUACCUCAGAAUAAAUUCUUAAUACAGAUUGUUCUUCCAAAUUAACACAUGGAGACAUCACCCUAAAUUAAAUUGGAUGGCUAAGUAGCUUUUAUCCUAUAUUUAAGAAAAAUAAAACCUCCUCCUUCCCACUAAAAAUACUACCUCAGUUGACAGGAUAAUGCUAGUAGUGGGCUACUUCAAGUUUGCGCACCUGUUGAAUUUUCUGCAUCAUUGUGUUGUAGCAUUGACAGAGCAAAAGCUGUACCAGUGACUAUCUUCAGCGACAUAGUUUAGGUUUUGGUAUUAUUAAAUAGUUUAAAAGUGUUGUUGAAUGUACAUAAGAAACAUUUAAACUGUCAAUGAGAGGAAAGCUUGUCUUAAAUCUUUAUGAUUCCAAAGACUUUUAUUGUUUGUUUCCUUGGAAUUUUAACAGUAUUUUUAAGUAGAGGCAGAUUUCCAUGGACCGUGGUUUGCAACUUAAAACAUGAGUAUGUUUUUCCAAAAUGAUUUUAAUACUCAUUAACAGAAGCAGAAAGGCUACUGGUGACUGUUUAGAUAGAUGAACUUUUACACUGUAUAAUAUUUUAAUGCAAUCAAAAGCUAAUAGCUUGCUGUCUAGCAUUUAUAAAAGAUUGAUAUGAAAUAUUGAACAUCAUUCUAGACAGCCUCCCCCCCCCCCUUUCCACUAAAUCUUUCAAUUUCCCAACCAAUAGCUACACGGUGGAAUGAGAUGUCCACGGAAGUUGCAUUUUAUAGAAUCGUAAUUGUUUCACAAACUGUGUCAAUGGACCAUAUUACCUGAAUUAAAGAAAGUAACAUGUAAACUAGACCAUGGAAGAUGUAUGUGUUAUCCUGCAGCAUGUUUUCAGAGAGAAAUGAUGAGUAGUGUGUGUUUGAAUGAAUACCCGUGGAAACCUCUUACUUGGAGUUCUUAAUGAACAGUAUCAUUUGUGUCAAUUUCUUUGUGGCAUUAGUGCAAUAAAUUUACAGAUUCAUCACUGAA
This is a messenger RNA of Heteronotia binoei (common prickly gecko), 6308 nucleotides long. RefSeq names its product folliculin interacting protein 2 (gene FNIP2). The transcript is spliced from 18 exons. Gene Ontology annotation, molecular function: ATPase inhibitor activity; protein-folding chaperone binding. Gene Ontology annotation, cellular component: cytoplasm. The record is from RefSeq and is a predicted model, not a curated record. Lineage: Eukaryota; Metazoa; Chordata; Lepidosauria; Squamata; Gekkonidae. Bases 262 to 3564 code for a protein of 1100 amino acids.